GUUGCUCUCCUCUGACUACCAGGAGUUCCAACUCAGCCCCAGAUCCCAAUCGGCUAGCCAUGAUUUUCAAUGUCGCUCACUCCCCCGCAGUCCCUACCUUCAGUUGCUCCGUUGGCCGGUGGAAGCCGCCAUCCAAACCUCCGACAUUGAAGGCAGCAUCGCUCCCGGCGGCGAGAGACAGAGUGAUAGAUUUCGGCAAGUACAAAGGCAAGAUGCUGGGCGCCCUCCCUUCCUCCUACCUCAAAUGGGUCUCCGGAAACCUCCGCUCCGGCGACACCCACCACUGGGCCCAUCUCGCCGAGCAGGUGCUGCAGGACCCUGUUUACCAGGACCGGCUCGAGUGGGAAUUCGCCAGCCGCGUCUUGGACGCCAACGACGGCAGCAGCGUUCCGUCGUCUGCCUCGGCCGGGACCGGCGCCGUCGCCCAGCUGCUGGAGAUCAGCCAGCGGUUCGGCUGGGAUAACGACGACAAGGUCGGGUGGAGCCGUGUGAAUUUCGAGCUGCUGGGUACGAGCAAGGGCGGCCGGAUCCCGAGAUUAGGGUUUGGGAAGGAAGAGGAGGGAAACAGGGAUGCUGGCGGCGGUGUUGUUGGUGGCCGCGGGGAUGGGGAGUUGGAGGGCGAGGAUAGGAGGAGGGAGAGACGGGAGAGAAUGAGGCGACGGAAAGCGGCGCCGGCGCCGAUAGAGGAGGACAGAUUGGGGGUUUUGGGGAAGACGGAGGGUAGAUCCGUCAACGACCGUCAGUUUGGUGGAAAGGGUGAGGAUCGAACGGCUGGGAUUAAAGGUCGAUUUCCUGGACGGGAAGGGCUGUUGAAGAAGGUGCUUGACGGGAAGAGAUACUUAUAAUUUGGGACCCUUUCGGGCAUCAAAUUGUGAUAUCCCCAAAUUUUGGGUACCAAUUUUACAUAAUAUACUGCCAUUCUCUUCUGUGUUUGGGGUUUGGUCAUCAAAAUAUUUACCUUUUUUUUUGUUGAGAUUUUGUGUCACACUAUGUAUUCAUGUGAAUUGUCAACUAAAUAAUAUUUUUCAAAGAUUACAUGUGUUGGGUCUAGUAUUAACUAGCCUAAUACGGCCCAAGCCCAACACAAAGCGUCUCACCUUGAGUCCAACCCCAUUUUAGGGUCCAGUACAUCGGGAGGCGUCCACCACCGGGAGGCGUUCAUUCACCGGAAAGGCGUCCAACGAUGGAAGGCGCCCAGUCUACCGGGGGCGUCCAUGACAACGGGAGGCGUCCAUAGGAUGCAUCCGGCUCCUAUAUAAGGAGGCCAGACCCUACAAGCAAGGAGACUUCUUCUCUCCCUUCCCUCAUUUUACAACUUAUGGUUCUCUCUCUAAACCUUAUCUCUCUCUACAUUUCUCUCUACACUCUAUCAUAUAUCAUAUUCUAACUUGACCGUCGGAGUGUAGAUCCCGGGAGCCACCCCCAACUCUCAACAGGAUUCUUCCACUCCCGAAGAGAUCAGACAAGGGAGUCCGAAUCAAGGUUCCACACUAAUCCCCGGUACUAAUCGGGGUCAAACAAUAUGAACAUUUAGAACUCCGUCUAUAAAAAUAAAAAUACAUGAAUUUGACGUGGUUUUCAAAUGAGAUGAGUGUCUUGAUAUCUUCACGCUAUGGAAGAAGAAAAGGCAUCAAUGAAAAAAUAAAAAAUUGAGUAAAUAUGAAUUCAAAAUAGGAGAUAUAAUCAGAGAUAAGUGGUUAAGGGACCCGAUACACCAAUUUUAUUUAAUUUUUGUUUUAGUCAAACUAAAUAGUAAAAUUGGUAUGUUAUGGAAAGUAUGAAUAUUUCAAGUUAAAAUAUAUUGACCGGACGGUAACGUGAUGGGUUGAUCGUUAGUCAAUUGUUUGAACGUUUAACAUAACAAUAAAUCAAGGAUUGAAAUACUGUAUCGUAGGUUGUACCGUAAAAGUCAAUGUUAUGUUUUUUAUGCUAAAACUAUGGUUUAACUAUGAUUUAAUUUCAACCGUAUGAUAUCGCUAAAUAUUGGCUACCGAUAUUGUUUCUGAUAAAAAAAAAUUGCAGUCGAAGCGCCGUUACACUAUCUUUUUUUAAUCCUUGCAAUAAACUCUUGGGCUAAUC
Messenger RNA from Linum trigynum, 2079 nucleotides. NCBI's taxonomy places the organism in Eukaryota, Viridiplantae, Streptophyta, Magnoliopsida, Malpighiales, Linaceae. The record is from the annotation of a GenBank genome assembly.